AGAGAGCGUAGCUUUGUUGCUUUUUUUGGGGUUUUUCAUCAUCUCCAUCUUCGUCUUCACAGUCUGUUCAAUCGGAAUUCCACCAUUGGAUCUUGUGGCUAAUUUGCUUAGCAGCGUAUUUUUCGAUCUGGGUUCCACUCAUUUUUGGACGAUUACAACAUCCAUCUCAAAUGUUUGAUUGUUUCGUUGUCAAUGUUUUCUGAGAAUGUCUGCUUCAUUGGCGGCAUUCACGCGUCCCCGAAAUGGAGCUACAAAUACGGUUUUCAAGAGUGGUCCGCUGUUCAUAUCUUCAAAAGGGUUAGGUUGGAAAUCAUGGAAGAAGCGAUGGUUUAUUCUCACACGCACUUCGCUGGUGUUUUUCAAAAAUGAUCCUAGUGCACUUUCUCAGAGAGGAAGUGAAGUAAAUCUGACGUUAGGGGGAAUUGACUUGAACAAUUCAGGAAGUGUUGUUGUUAGGGAGGACAAAAAGCUGUUAACUGUUCUGUUCCCUGAUGGUCGUGAUGGGCGGGCAUUUACUCUCAAGGCGGAGACGCCAGAGGAUUUGUAUGAGUGGAAGACAGCCCUAGAACACGCUCUUGUGCAAGCACCUAAUGCUGCCCUUGUUAUGGGACAUAAUGGGAUCUUCAGGAAUGAUACUACAGAAUCCAUCGAAGGGUCCUUUCAUCAAUGGAGGGAUAAACGCCCCAUUAAGUCUUUAGUUGUUGGACGACCGAUAUUGCUAGCAUUGGAGGACAUAGAUGGAGGCCCAUCUUUCCUCGAGAAAGCUCUUAGAUUUCUUGAGAAACAUGGAAGCAAAGUAGAAGGAAUCUUGAGACAAUCUGCAGAUGUAGAGGAGGUAGAUCGCAGAGUUCAAGAAUAUGAAACAGGCAAGACUGAAUUCAGUUCUGAUGAGGAUGCACAUGUUGUUGGCGAUUGUGUUAAGCAUGUCCUUCGUGAGCUGCCUUCAUCACCGGUUCCUGCAUCAUGUUGCACCGCUUUAUUAGAAGCUUAUAAAAUUGAUCGGAAAGAAGCUCGAGUAAAUGCUAUGCGUGCUGCAAUUUUGGAAACGUUUCCUGAACCAAAUAGGCGCUUGUUACAGAGAAUCCUGAAGAUGAUGCACACUGUUUCCAUGCAUACUUCUGAAAAUCGAAUGACAGCGUCAGCAGUAGCUGCUUGUAUGGCACCAUUACUAUUACGCCCACUUUUAGCUGGUGAAUGUGAAUUGGAGGAUGAUUUUGAUGAUAAUCGUGACAAUUCUGCACAGCUUCUUGCUGCUGCAAAUGCUGCUAACAAUGCUCAAGCUAUUGUUGCAACCCUCCUGGAGGAGUAUGAGAAUAUCUUUGAUGACGAUGCUAUGAACAGAUGUUCUAUAUCAGCGGAUUCUCGGGACAAUAGUGCAAGUGAAGAUUCAACUGAUGACGAAAAUAUGGAAAUCAAAGACAAUGUUUACCAUGAUGCAGAAAAUGAAGCUGAUCAAGAAACUGAUGAGGACCCUGAAAGGAUAUUCAGUGGAAAGUUGAGUGAAAGCAGUGGUUAUGAUGGCAGUGAUCUUUAUGACUUUAAGGCAUAUGGAGCUGAUGAAUCAGAUUUGGUAUCCCCAAAAGACAAUGUCAAUUCAGCAGAAAAAUCAAAUUCAUUGGCAGACUCUCCAUCUCCUGGAGAUUCUAAUAUUGAAAUUAAUGAGCAACAGAUGCAGCAAUACAGGGAAAGCGAAAAUCAAAUGGACACACCUGGCAUGUUACCCGAGUGUCAUCGGUCAACUGGAGUGCUGCUUUCUUCUAUUGAGCAAGGCGUACCUCAGUCAUUCUCUGGACAUGAAUCAUGCACAGAGACUCCAAUUAGCAAACUAACAGGCUCCAACUACAAUGUCAGGCGUUCCACAAUAUGGGGACGGAAUAAUGGCAGAAAAACUCCGUCAAUGGAGUCAAUUGAUUCUUCUGGAGAAGAAGAAGUUGCUGUUCAGAGGCUUGAGCUCACAAAAAACGACUUGCGGCAAAGAAUUGCAAAGGAGGCUAGAGGAAACGUGAUACUUCAAGCUAGCUUAGAAAGAAGGAAGCAAGCAUUGCAUGAACGUCGGUUGGCACUUGAACAAGAUGUUCAAAGAUUGCAAGAGCAGUUACAAGCUGAGAGAGAUUUAAGAGCUGCAUUAGAAGUUGGGUUAAGCAUGUCUUCUGGACAAGUUCUUGGAUCCCGAAAUAUGGAUUCAAAGACAAGAGCAGAGCUGGAGGAGAUUGCUCUUGCUGAAGCAGAUGUUGCACAAUUGAAGCAAAAAGUUGCAGAGUUGCAUCAACAACUUCAUCAACAACGCCAGCAUCACUAUGAUGCUUCUGACCGACACCUACAUCUUCGUAACCAUAAUUCUCAACAGAGAGUUUUCCAGCAAGAUUUUGAUUCUACUAUUGCUUUUAUCAACCAUGAACGAAAACAAAGAUCAGAGGAAAAUUCAUUGGGAGCAGAAUUGAGAAACCUUAAGGGGCAAGCCUUAAUGAAUGGUAGGCAACUUCCUCGUAAGCAUUUUCUGGACUCGACAAGCUUGAGUGAUUCUAAAAGUACAGGGGCAUCGACAAGCUUAACGACGGAUGAUUUUGGGGCUGUUGAUUCUGCUGAUUUUCCAUCGACAUCAAGACCAGCCGAGAUGAUUGAUUAUCCAAGACACCCAUUGGCGGCAUCGUCCACAUUGGGGGAAUUAACGACUCGUCUUGAUUUCUUCAAGGAACGGCGUUCUCAGCUCAUGGAACAACUCCAUAACCUUGACUUAAACUACAGCACCUCGUCACAAGAUUUUACGUAUAAACAACCAUCGCCUGGCCCUGGCUGGAACAUCCUUAAAAGAAGCUAAUCCCGUUGGCGUUCUCCAUUUGUAUAUACGUGCUUCUCUUUUCACAAUUAUUUUAUCAUUUGAUGUCGGAUAAACAAAAAUGCGCUUUGUGAAGCAGGUUCUUAGAAUCUUUUUAUUGGUUAUGUGUUAUUUGGUUUGAACAGAGCUUGGUUGUGUAUUCAUGCUAAUUAAAAAUGGCACGCUCAGCGACUGGACAAUUCUUUUCUAAACUUCUCGACAUCGAUACAGACUGCUCGCUAUUUGAGAAAUGUAACGAAUGUUUUAUUCGAUAUUCAAUGAUGUUGUGUUCUUG
This is a messenger RNA of Cynara cardunculus var. scolymus (artichoke), 3110 nucleotides long. RefSeq names its product rho GTPase-activating protein 7-like. Gene Ontology annotation, biological process: signal transduction. Bases 206 to 2818 code for a protein of 870 amino acids. NCBI's taxonomy places the organism in Eukaryota, Viridiplantae, Streptophyta, Magnoliopsida, Asterales, Asteraceae. The transcript has 22 exons. The record is from RefSeq and is a predicted model, not a curated record.